UGGGGGUGGGGGGGUCCUGCUGUGCGCCCGUCCCUGCCCCCUGCGCAUCCAGCAUGCCGUGCACUGAGCACCCUCUGCACAAACGGCUCCCCGUGCACCCAGCAUGCCUCAAACCCAGCGUCCUCUGUGCUCCCAGUGCACCCAUCACCUCCACGCCCCGCACUGUGUACACCCAGCACAGCACCCAGCCCCCAGCCCGCGCAUUCGGCGACCCCUGCAAUGGUGCUCAGGUGUAGCCAAGCACCCUGAGCUGUGUGCCACGUGCAUCUGUGUGCCAUGCAUCCAGCCUCCUGUGCACCCCAUGCACUGUGCACACAGCGUGCCUUUCACCCGGCACUGUGAGCAUCCCCUGCACCCCUCACCCUGUGCACCCAGUGCUCCGUGCACCCAGCACCUCGUGCACCCCACUCUCCCAUCGCCCUGCGUACCCAACACUCUGUGCAUCCUAUGCACUGUGCACCCAGCACCCCAUGCACUCCUCGUUCUGUGCACUCUGUGCAUGCAGCAGCCCAUGUAUCCCAUUCUCCCAUCACCCCAUGCCCUCUGUGCACCCAGCGCUCUGUGCACCAUGAACCCAACACCCCCAUGCUCCAUGCAUCACUCACGCUGUGCACCCAGCACCCCGUGCACCAUGCAGCCUGCACCCCAUGCACCCCAUGCACCCAGCACCCCGUGCACCAUGCACCCAACACCCCAUGCGCCCUGUGCACCCUGUGCACCAUGCAGACAGCACCCCAUGCACGCCAUGCACCCAGCACCCCACACACCCUGUGCACCCUGUGCACCAUGCACCCAGCAGCUCAGGCACUCCAUGCACCCAGCUCCCCGCACCCCAGGCACCGGAUGCACCCCACGCACCCAGCUCCCUGCACCACGCUCCCUUUGCACUGACACCAGUGGUGACCUCCAUCCCUGCAGCAGCCCGCAAGACCUGCGUACCACAGCUCCGGCACCAAACACGGAGGGUCCUGGGGACCCCCUGCUCAGCCCCUCCAGGGUCUGGCACCACUGCGGGGGGCAGAGCCGACCCUCCCAUGCGGGGUCGGGCCGGAUCGAGGCUGGCACUGUGAUCCCCCCACCCUGCGACCCCCAGGUGGGGUCUCAUCGGUUCCGUCAGCUCUGAGACCCAGCAAACUCGUGCCACCGAGGGCCGCGCCGCCCUCCCUAAUGCCUCUGUGCUGUUUUUUGUGUUCUGUGUCUGUGUUGUGUCCCCAGUUAAAUGGAAGUGGUCAAGUGAAAGUGCCCAGCCACUACCUGCCCACGCAGAUGCUGGCACCGCCACCUCCCCCCGGCAUGCCCCGCUUGGCCGUCUCUCCUGACACCAAAUCAGCCACGACAACUUCGGAGGGAGGGACGACCUCACCGACGUCACCCACCUACUCUGCACCAGGCACGCCCCCUGCGAACCGUUCCUUCGUGGGAUUAGGACCAAGGGAUCCUGGGAGUAUCUAUCAGGCACAGGUGAGAUGGGGCGGGUGCUGGGGGGACCCUCCUGCCCUCGCCCUGUGUGGCAUCAGUGUGAGCGUCGCCGCCGUGGGCACCGUGCUGCGGCAGUGCUGCAGUGGGCAUUGCUGCCGUGGUGGUGUGACCGUGGGCACUGCAACAGGGGGCAUUGCAAUCCUGGGCAUCACUGCCGUGGUGCUGCAGCUGUGGGCAUUGCAACAGUGGGCAUUGCAACCAUAGUGCUGCUACAGUGGGCAUUGCAGCUGUGGGCACUGCAAUAGUUGGACAUCACUGCCGUGGCGUUGCAGCUGUGGGCAUUGCUGCCGUGGUGCUGCAACAGUGGGCAAUGCAGCCGUGGGCACUGCAGCAGUGAGCAUUGCUGCCGUGGUGCUGCAACAAUGAGCGUAGCAGCUGUGGGCAUUGCAGUAGUGAGCAUUGCUGCUGUGGUGCUGCAGCUGUAAGCACUGCAGCUGUGGCAUCACUGCCAUGAUGGUGCAAACAUGGGCAUUGCAACUGUGGUGCUGCAACUGUGGGCAUUGCAGCUGUGGACACUGCAAUAGUUGGACAUCACUGCCAUGGCGUUGCAGCUGUGGGCAUUGCUGCCGUGGUGCUGCAACAGUGGGCAAUGCAGCCGUGGGCAUUGCAGUAGUGAGCAUUGCUGCUGUGGUGCUGCAGCUGUAGGCAUAGCAGCUGUGGCAUCACUGCCAUGAUGGUGCAAACAUGGGCAUUGCAACUGUGGUACUGCAACUGUGGGCAUUGCAGCUGUGGACAUUGCAACAGUGGGCAUCACUGCCAUGGUGCUGCAACCGUGGGCAUUGCAGCUGUGGACAUUGCAACCAUGGCACUGCAACCGUGGGCAUUGCAGCUGUAGGCAUUGCGAUAGUGGACAUUACUGCUGUGGUGCUGCAACCGUGGGCAUUGCAGCUGUGGGCAUUGCAAUAGUGGGCAUCACUGCUGUGGUGCUGCAGCUGUGAACGCCGCUGCUGUAGUGCUGCAACUGUAAGCAUUGCAGCAGCGGGCAUUGCUGCUGUGAGCGUUGCAACUUGUAGCAUUGAUGCCAUGGCAUUGCAACCGUGGUGUCGCUGCCGUGGGCAUCGCCACCGUGCUCUUGCAAACGUGGCAUUGGCACCAUGGGCAUCGUGGUGUCACCACGGCACCACUGCCUCAGGCACUGCAGCUGUGGCAUUGCCACGGAGGGCAUUGCUGCUGUGGCACUGCCAGCACGUUGUUACUGCUUCGGGCAUCGCCGUGGUGGGCUGCGCUGCCAGGCUGUGGGCACUGCAGCCGUGGGGAUUUGUGCUGUGGGCGUCGCCGCCGUCCAACCGCCGCCGUGGGCAUCGCCAGCACCGUGAGCAUUGUCACCCUUGUCGCUGCAGCGUCCCCAGCGUGGGCACAGCGAUAGCAGGGGGUCUCCAGGUGACCCCCCAUGGCCACGUCCCCCAUCCCACUGCUAUGGAGCCACGGCCCCGUGGAAUCGCCGGGCACAGGGACACCCCCACACCACGUCCUGAGCAACGUGCCACCCCCAGCGGGUCCUCUGCAGUGCCUCUGGGUGUCCCCAUAGCUGGGUGUGAGAUUGGGGGGGGGGACGGGACACGUUGGGGAGCGGGGAGCGGCUGAGACCCGGCGCGCUUGGUUCAUGUGUGGAGGGGC
This is a messenger RNA of Meleagris gallopavo (turkey), 3096 nucleotides long. NCBI's taxonomy places the organism in Eukaryota, Metazoa, Chordata, Aves, Galliformes, Phasianidae. The record is from RefSeq and is a predicted model, not a curated record.